This is a messenger RNA of Hipposideros armiger (great roundleaf bat), 2570 nucleotides long. It is a transcript of the gene ATRIP, whose product is annotated as ATR interacting protein. Gene Ontology annotation, biological process: DNA damage checkpoint signaling; DNA repair. The coding region runs from base 109 to 2475 and encodes 788 amino acids. Lineage: Eukaryota; Metazoa; Chordata; Mammalia; Chiroptera; Hipposideridae. The record is from RefSeq and is a predicted model, not a curated record. The transcript is spliced from 13 exons.
GCCACAGCGCCUGAGGCAAGCGGCUGCGCGCGGGCUGUUUGUCUAGCUCUCCGGCCUUGCGGUGUCCAGACCGCCCUCGAUUCCUUUAGACACUGGCGGGCAGCAGGCAUGGCUGGAAUCCCCGCGCCGGGCAGCAGGAGGCGGAGCGGGCCCCAAACACCCAUCGCUGGCCCGCCGCUCAGCAUCGGGCAUCCUCCGAGCAAGCGGGCCCGGGGCUUCCCCGUGGCCGCAGCUCAGGACCCCGAAGAUCCGUUUGGUCCGCACGGGGAUUUCACCGCGGACGACCUGGAGGAACUCGACACCCUCGCGUCACAGGCCCUGAGCCAAUGCCCGUCCGCUGCUCGGGACGCGUCCAGUGUUUAUAAGGUCCCCAGAUUAGAUGGAAUGUCAAAAAAUCCUGCAGGGAAAAACAGAGAAAGUGUUCCAGUUAAAGCUAAUUUUGAAUUAGAGGUACUUCAAGCACAAUACAAAGAACUUAAAGAGAAGAUGAAGACAAUGGAAGAAGAAGUCCUCAUUAAAAAUGGAGAAAUUAAAAUUUUGCGGGACUCACUGCAUCAGACUGAAUCCAUUUUAGAGGAACAGAGAAGAUCACAUUUCCUUCUUGAGCAAGAGAAAACUCAAGCACUCAGUGACAAAGAAAAAGAAUUCUCCAAAAAGCUCCAAUCAUUGCAGUCUGAACUCCAGUUUAAAGACGCAGAGAUGAAUGAAUUAAGAACAAAGCUUCAAAGCAGUGAACGAGCAAAUAAACUAGCUGCUCCCUCUACUUCUCACGUCAGUCCUAGGAAAAACGCUUCUGUGGUUAUAAAGACAGAAGCAUGUUCUCCACAAUUUGGAAACCCAUCUUUCCCUACAAAGGAGUCUUUUAGUGCUAACAUGCCCCUUCCCCACUCCUGCCAGACAGAGCCAGGAUACAAGCCCCCGGUAGGCAGAGAGGUUUCAGAGAAUCAGACCCAAAGUCUGGGAGAUGCCCCUAGAAAGCAAGAAGAGUCCCCAAAACAUCUUGUUGACAGCUGGAUGCAGAGCUCAAACACUCAAGGUUCCAUUUUGAUAAACCUUCUCCUGAAGCAGCCUUUGAUCCCAGGGUCGUCCCUAGGUCUGUGCCACCUCCUGAGCAGUUGUUCUGAGGCCCCUCCCAGCACCCUGCUGCAGCCACCGGGGUUUGGCAGUUCCUUGACUGGGAUUUCAAGCCUGAGGACCACAGUUUCUCGUGAUGGGUCAUUUCCCCUCUCGGCCCUUAGAGAAGCACAGAGCCUGGCACUUACUGGACUGAACCUGAUUGCCAGGAAUGAAGGCUCAUGUGACAGAGACCCAGCAGAGGGAGGCAGGAGGGCCUUCCCGCUCUGCCAGCUCCCUGGAGCUGUGCAUCUCCUCCCCCUGGUGCAGUUCUUCAUCGGCUUACACUGCCAGGCUUUGCAGGAUUUGGCAGUAGCUAAGAGAAGUGGAGCGCCCGGAGACACACCGACACAUUCCUCCCACGUGAGCCCUGGGGUAGAGACCAGCCCUGAGGACUCACUUUGCCACCUGGAAGGCUUCUCUGUGGCUUCACUUAGCGUUCUCCAGCACCUGGUGUGCCACAGUGGAGCAGUCACCUGCCUGUUACUGUCAGGAGCAGGGCCGGAUUCUGCUCUGGAAGGAAACCCGAGCCUGGAUUCCCAGGGGGAUGUGAGCCCAGCCCCAGAGGGGCUCGCCGAUGACCAAGGCCAGCAUCCACUAUUGAAGAUGCUUCUUCGCCUGUUGGCUUUCUCUUCUGCAGCAGCAAAUCACCUUCAAGCCAGUGUCCUCAGCCAGUGCCUUAAGGUUUUGGUGAAAUUAGCUGAAAAUGCUUCCUUUGAUUUCUUGCCCAGGUUCCAGUGUGUGUUCCCGGUGCUGCCACAGUGCCUCAGCCCAGAGACACCCCUGCCCAGCGUGCUGCUGACUGUUGGGCUCCUCUCCCUCCUGGUGGACCACGAGAAGCUCGCACCUCAGCUCUGCUCCCACUCGGAGGGCUGCCUCCUCCUGUUGCUGUACACGUACAUCACAUCAAGACCUGACAAAGUGGCCUCGGACACACAGUGGCUUCAACUAGAGCAAGAGGCCGUGUGGCUCCUGGCUAAGCUUGGUGUGCAGAGCCCCUCCUCCCCUGUCACUGGCUCCGACUGCCAGUGCAACGUGGAGGUGGUCAGAGCACUCACAGCAAUGCUGCACCGACAGUGGCUGACAGUACGGAGGGCAGGGGGCCCCCCCAGGACCGAGCAGCAGAGGCGGACAGUGCGGUGUCUGCGCGACACGAUCCUACUGCUGCAUGGCCUGUCCCAGAAGGACACGCUGUUCACAGUGCACUGCGUGGAGGCCCUGCACCAGUACGACCAGGUGAUGCUGGGGGUCAGCGUGCUGAUUCGAGGGCUCCCCGACGUGACAGACUGUGAAGAGGCUGCCCUGGAUGACCUCUGCGCCACCGAGACCGAUGUGGACGACCCGGAGAUGGACUGUGGCUGAGGCUGUGAGCAUGGAGCCACAUGGUGGCACCAGCACCACUGUUUUCCUCACCUCAUCAACUGAUUAAAAGCAGUGACUGCUAUUUGAGAACUUGC